Messenger RNA from Mya arenaria, 2912 nucleotides. Its product is annotated as mutS protein homolog 4-like. NCBI's taxonomy places the organism in Eukaryota, Metazoa, Mollusca, Bivalvia, Myida, Myidae. The transcript has 26 exons. Gene Ontology annotation, cellular component: nucleus. Gene Ontology annotation, biological process: reciprocal meiotic recombination; mismatch repair. The record is from RefSeq and is a predicted model, not a curated record. The coding region runs from base 107 to 2863 and encodes 918 amino acids. Gene Ontology annotation, molecular function: ATP binding; mismatched DNA binding; ATP-dependent DNA damage sensor activity.
CAUACUUUAUUUUAGAAAAAGCAUCCAUUUUCGCGACACGUUCAUUGAGUGGUGGCUCCAAGGUUUGAAUUGAUUCAGAUUGGAAGGAAAUUUAGAAAUUGUAGCCAUGUCCAAAGCAAAUACUCAACCGAAAUACAAUUUAGGUCUGUUAGAGACGCCAGCUACAGCAGACCAGAGUGAAAUAUCCACUAUUGAUGGAUCUAUGAUAGAGUCAGAUACAAGUUCUACCCAUGGUCGCCAUGUUUCACCUUGGUCAUCAUCGAAAAGGGUAUCAUCAUCAGGUCCUACGAACUACAGCAACCUAACCUCAGGUGGCAGUGUGAGUACUUUGGACAGAAGAGCUAGAUAUAGCACAGGUCCUUAUAGCAGUUUGAGCAGUGGAGGUUGCAGUUCAAGCUUCAGUGCCACACCAUCCUCCAACAGGACCCCUCGGGUAUCUAGUUCCUCUCGUACGUUCGGUUCCCGGCGCACACCUCACACCGGGGGAAGCAGUGCAGCAACUCCAGGGCCUACCACUCCUGCUGUUAACUGCACAACACUUGUUGCAAUAGUUGAGGGUCGAGGGCUGGCUCGGGGAGAGGUUGGUAUGGCCUCCCUAGACCUGAAGAAACCAGAGUUGUGGCUGUCACAGUUCUCAGAUAUGCCAACAUAUGUGAAAACAAUCACAAAGCUGCAGAUUGCCCAUCCACUGGAGAUCAUUCUGCCGAGUACAGCAUGUGAGGCAGGAACUAUGACCACUCUAUCCAAGAUUGUGACUGACCAGUUCCCAAACACUGCCAUUUCUACAGUGCAGAGAAAAUACUUCAAUGAAACAAAGGGCCUGUUGACUGUCAAGCAGCUGUGUGUGCCUGAAUAUAGCAGUGUGGAGCUCGAGGUUGCAUCAAAGUACUACUGCCUUGCUGCUGCUGCUGCCCUCGUCAAGUAUAUUGAGUUCAUACAGAACACUGUCUUUGCCCCUUCUUCAGUGAAAAUCAUCUUCAAAGGCAGUGAAAAUACAACAAUGAUUGAUAUGUCCACUGCACGUAACCUAGAACUGCUCCAGAACCAGCGAGAUCCCCGCAGUGACCACACACUGUAUGGCGUCCUAAACUACACCAAAACCUCAGGAGGGGCAAGGCUUCUUCGGUCUAACAUACUCCAGCCACCAUCAGACCCAGACACAAUCACACUGAGACAGGAUGUGGUAUCUGAGCUGAUAGAGAAAUCGGAGGUGUUCUACAAUCUUCAGGCUGUCAUCAGCAGGUUCCUUGAUGUUGACCAUCUACUUUCACUCUGUGUACAGGUACCAAAACAAGAGAAUAUCAAGACAGCCGAGAACAAAAUUACAAAUGUUAUGUACCUGAAACAUACCCUGGAGCUGGUGCCUCCACUGAGGGAUGCACUGGGAGACUGUGAAAACCCACUGUUUAAGGCUUCAUAUAAGUUGCUGGAGGACCCUCGGUUCACUGUGAUGCUCAACAAGAUUAACUGUAUUGUGCAUGAAGAUGCGAGGUACCAAAAGGGGGCGCUCAUCAUGAGGUCACAGAAGUGCUUUGCUGUCAAGCCAAAUAUAAAUGGUUUACUCGACAUUGCCAGAAAAACUUACACGGAAAUUAUUGACGAUAUAACAGACCUAGUUCAGCAGAUGUCUGGUACCUACAACCUUCCCCUGAAGGUGGCGUACAGUUCAUCACGGGGCUUCCACAUUCAGAUGUACACUGGAGGGCCAGACGGACACACACAGGACUCUCUGCCAGGAAUCUUUAUUAAAGUCACCAAGAUUAAGAACACUUUCAACUUUACCACCACAGACUUGAUCAGGAUGAAUGACAGAGUAAAGGAAUCAUUGCAUGAGAUCUACAUAAUGACCAGCAUUGUGAUGACGGAGCUGUUGAAUGGUGUCCGUGAUGACAUAGGCUGUCUAUAUAAGCUCACAGACACUGUCGCUAUGCUGGACAUGCUACUCUCCUUUGCCCAUGCUUGUACACUCUCGGACUUUGUGCGACCAGAGUUUACAGACACCCUGGCUGUGAAUCAAGGCCGCCACCCCAUCCUGGGGAGAAUCUCAGUUGAAACCCCUGUACCAAACAACAUUUAUGCUUCGGAGGACAGCAACUUCCUGGUGAUUACAGGACCAAAUAUGAGUGGAAAAUCAACCUACCUGCGCCAGAUAGCCUUACUACAGAUCAUGGCUCAGAUGGGAUCCUUCGUGCCAGCGGAUUAUGCAUCUUUUCGAAUAGCCAAUCAGAUCUUCUCUAGGAUUGGCAGUGAUGAUGACCUUGAAACAAACUCAUCAACAUUCAUGAUGGAGAUGCGUGAGAUCAACUACAUUGUUCAGACUGUCUCCACCAGCUCUCUAAUCAUCAUUGAUGAGCUUGGUAGAGGAACCAGUGUGGAGGAAGGAGUGGGGCUUUGCUUCUCCAUUUGUGAAUAUCUCUUGAAAACAAAGGCAUUCACUUUUUUUGUGACCCAUUUCCCUGAGCUAACCACUCUUGACAGCCUGUACCCAAAUGUUGAGAAUUACUUCUUUGAGAUCCAGAGAAGUUUCAGCACUGAAGCAAACAGUGACAAGGUCAUCUACACUCACAUACUGGCCAAGGGGAAAACUCAGGAGAAGCACUAUGGCAUUCAGCUUGCUGAGAUAUCCACCCUACCACAGUCUGUGAUAAAAGAAGCCAAACAGUUAGCACUCAAACUUGCAGAGGAGAAAAAGAACAAUGAGCGCAAUGAUAAAGAAUUGUGUAGACAAAGGGCGGUGUUCAAACUAGCCAACAGACUGGUUCAGGCUGCCAGGAGCUCCCAGCUAGAUGAGGAUAGUCUCAGACAAUAUGUGACCAGUCUGAGGAAAAAAUACCUGGACGAAAUGGGAAAUAUUGAGGAGUGAUAUCUGCCUCUUGAAAACUAAAAAUAUAUGGUGGAAAAAUAUGUUGUUG